Molecule: messenger RNA, 1029 nt
Organism: Podospora pseudocomata
Lineage: Eukaryota; Fungi; Ascomycota; Sordariomycetes; Sordariales; Podosporaceae
Exons: 1
Coding region: 1-1029 (342 amino acids)
Cellular component (GO): precatalytic spliceosome
Source: RefSeq, a predicted model, not a curated record
AUGACCGACCGCAAACCCAAAACUUCUGAAUUCCAUCGCGCUGACGAACGCCGCUUUCUCGACGAGCGCGGCUCCUCGGGUCCCCUAGCCCCCAACGGCCUCAACCCAGCCACCAUCCUCGAAAAAGCCGUCCGCGAGCGCAUAGUCGAUUCCUACUUUUACAAAGAGCAAUGUUACGCCAUCAACGAAGCGGACAUUGUUGACAGGGUAGUUGAGCACGUCGACCACAUCGGCGGCGUAACCGGGACGGUCCAAAAGCCCACGCCGUUCCUCUGCCUUGCCUUUAAACUCCUGCAGCUUGCACCAAACGAUGAUAUCUUGAACGAGUAUCUCAAUUUCGGGGGUGAGAAGUUCAAGUAUCUGAGGGCGUUGGCGGUGUUUUAUAUUAGGUUGACGAGGCAGGACAAGGAUGUUUAUACGAGGCUGGAGCCGUUCUUGGAGGACAGGAGGAAGUUGAGGAGGAAGGGGAGGAACGGGGUUAGUUUGACGUUCAUGGAUGAGUUUGUGGAUGAUUUGCUGGUCAAGGACAGGGUGUGUGCGACGAGUUUGUGGAAGAUGAGGAGGAGGGAUGUGUUGGAGGAUUUGGAGCUGUUAGAGCCGAGGGUUAGUCCGUUGGGGAGUUUGGAGGAUUUGCUUGAGGAGGAGGAGGAGGAUGAGGAGAUGAAGGAUGGGGGAGAGGAUAAAAAUGGGAGGGAUGGGAGUGGGGGUGAGAGGUCGAGGUCGAGGUCAUAUUCGAGGUCGAGAUCAGCGGACAGGCGGGAUUCAAGGUCGAGGUCAUAUUCGAGGUCUAGGUCGAGAACGAGAUCGAGAUCGAGAUCAAGGUCAAGGUCAAGGUCAAGGUCAAGGUCAAGGUCAAGGUCAAGGUCAAGGUCAAGGUCUAGGUCUGGGAGGUAUAGGUCACGGUCCAGGUCGGGAUCGAGGCACAGGUCGCCAUCACGCUCGAGGUCGAGGGGAGAGCGGUCAGAUCACGACAGGAUGGAUAUUGAUAGGUCUGACAAGGACCGUGAGGAGGGCGAGGCAAGUCCUUGA